This is a messenger RNA of Dioscorea cayenensis subsp. rotundata (Guinea yam), 1518 nucleotides long. RefSeq lists its product as uncharacterized. Bases 222 to 1268 code for a protein of 348 amino acids. The record is from RefSeq and is a predicted model, not a curated record. The transcript is spliced from 3 exons. Gene Ontology annotation, biological process: base-excision repair. NCBI's taxonomy places the organism in Eukaryota, Viridiplantae, Streptophyta, Magnoliopsida, Dioscoreales, Dioscoreaceae. Gene Ontology annotation, molecular function: catalytic activity; DNA binding. Gene Ontology annotation, cellular component: nucleus.
AGACCGUCCCUUCUCUACCAUCAUUGAAAAUAAGGCCAAGAAGUAGGCCUUGUUUCCUCUCUCUCUCUCUGUCUCUCUGUGACUGUGUGUCUCUAUUUCGCUGAGUCCCAAGGCUGAUGUAUCCAAGAUGGAUGCAAAUGGAAAACGGGGUACUGAGAUUUGCUAGGCUUGUGAAGGGUUAGGGUUAGGGUUUGCCUUCAGAGAGCUGCGCCAAAGAGAAGAUGAUGUGCAAGGGAAGCCGCCUCCAUGGCCAUGGGGCAUCUCAAAAGGACAAGUGUGAGGGCACUCCGGCAGCCUCACGUCCUCGCCGGAAAACGAAGAAUCCUCCUUCACCGUCCUCUUUCAUCCGCGCCACCGUGGACGGCAAAACCAUGGUGUUGUCCAAGUUUUUCCCUCUGCCUGCCAAUGCAUCCGAUGUGACGGUCAUCUCUAGGAAGGAGGCUGAUAGGGCUGCCAGGGCUCGCAUUAGGAAUGGCCUUCUUCAAGCUCCUCCGCCAAACAAACCUCCUCGCCGGAGAAACAAAUCUCCUCCUUCUCCACCUCCUUCACCGCCAUCAGCCUCCUCCUAUUAUAUCCGUGCCAUUGUUAAUGGUGAAACAAAGGUGCUGUCGCCCUACUUCCCUCUGCCUACUAAUGCAACCUCUGUGGAAAUCAUCCCCAAGAAGAGGAAGGAUGACACCACCACCACCACCACCACCACCACUACUACCAACAACAACAAGAAGAGCAAAGUUUCCCCUCAGUUGACUGCCGCAGAGAAAAAGUCUGAUGCUUACAAACGUGUGGACGCCAACAAUACUUGGGUUCCUCCAAGAUCUCCAUACAAUCUUUUGCAGGAAAAUCAUUACUUUGAUCCUUGGAGGGUCCUCAUUAUUUGCAUGCUGCUCAAUAAGACCAGUGGUAAGCAGGUUCGACCUGUGAUUCGGCACUUGUUUUCUUUGUGCCCUGAUGCAGAGUCAAUGGCAUGGAAGGUUGAAGAAGAGGAAAUAGAAGAGGUUAUACGUAACCUUGGAUUACAGAAGACUCGUGCGAAAAAGAUGAAACGGUUUUCACAGGAGUAUCUGGGAGAGGACUGGACUCAUGUCACACAACUCCAUGGUGUUGGGAAGUAUGCAGCUGAUGCGUAUGCAAUAUUUUGUGGUGGAAAACCACAAGAAGUGAUUCCACAUGACCACAUGCUGGUUCCGUACUGGGAGUUUCUAUGCAACAUGCGAGAGGCAGGUGAAGAGACUCUUGUUUUGCAGAAUCAACAUAGCACGGAAAAUUAAUUGAUCAAUGGUCUUAUUUAUGUUGCCAGUGUCAUGCCGUGUUAUGAAGUGUUUAUGCAAUCCUUAAAAUUGUGUUAAAGUUCUACAAAUUCUGCGAAGAAAUGGUAUACCAGUAUAUGCUAUGACUAUAUUAUGGCUAUAGAAGAUUUUUGUGUUUUGGGUUGUGGAAUGCUCUUGAAGUAGAGCCAGUACACUACUAGUUUGUAUAUAUGAUAGUGAAAAUUGCAGAGGACUUGAGUUUCGUUUUUUA